AUGCCUGCGCCGGGAGAUCAACACAAGCCGAAUGGCACCGCCACCUCCAAUCCUUUCGAGGAGACAAAAAUGAGGAUUACCGAAUAUACCGCGCAAGAAAUUGCCACCCUACAGAGCCGUCUCGACAAGCAACUAGGUCCUGAAUAUAUCUCUGCUCGGGCAGGGCCUGGAGGCUCGAAGGUACACUACUUAGCUGCUGAAAAGGCCAUCAGUUUAGCAAAUGAAGUAUUUGGCUUCAAUGGCUGGAGCAGCUCGAUUCAAAACAUCCAGAUUGAUUUUGUGGACGAAAACUCUCAGACUGGGAAGAUUACUCUCGGGCUAUCAGUCAUUGUUCGAAUCACCUUGAAAGAUGGCACCUAUCACGAAGAUAUAGGGUAUGGUCAGAUUGAGAACUGCAAAGGAAAAGCAGCUGCAUUUGAGAAGGCGAAGAAGGAGGGAACAACAGACGCGUUGAAGCGAACGUUGAGGAACUUCGGGAACGUUCUUGGGAAUUGUAUUUAUGAUAAGAGUUAUCUCGCGAAAGUCACAAAGAUCAAGGUUGGUGCCUCACGAUGGGAUCCAGACUCACUGCACCGACAUGCAGAUUUCGCGCCUAAGAAAGAGGAAGGUUUCAAGACAGAGCAGCCAGCCCAAAUGAUCAAAGAACACUCGACUGAAUUUGAUGACAGUUUCGAUUUAGCAGACUUUGAUGAAGCAGACUUUGGAAGUGUCGAUUUUGGUCACCCAGAUGAGGUCAGUCUCUCGUCUGACUCGAAUGGUUCAAGGCCAGGGCCAUCUCAUGGACCAUCAGAACGGAUGCUUCCACCAGUAAGAGGAGAUAUGACAACACCUUCGAAGCCACCAGUUGUUGGGCGGGAUCUUGCUCGCGUGCCAGCCUCGAGGCCGGUACAACCUGGAGGUACUGGAUCAGUCAUGGUUCGCCAACCUCUACCUGGGCAGCGGAACCCUACUGCUCAACCUCUCCCUGGCAAACAAUCGCUGCCUUCUGAACCACGACCACAUCCAGAGACUAUCUCUCGAUCUGCAUCACCAAGUAUUGCUCCUUCGAAUCUUGCUGCUCCAUUAGCUGGACAAGGUCAGUCGACUGCCUCUGCUAGCCGGUCUGCUGCUUUCUACUCAGCUCGAGCCGCGACCAAUAUCGACGCCAACAAUAACAUCAUCCCAACGGCUGCAAAUGCUGUUCCCAAAUUCGAUCCUCGCAGUGAAAGCCCUUCGAUCCGAAAGACUUCCGGAGUUGAUCACAACAAAUCUGUACCGCUGAAGAGAGAUUUGACGGCGGAUACGACCCCGCAUACAACACAGAUAAUCAAUCCACAGUUCGACCCUCUUAGACGCGUUGGUGCCCUUGGGAAUGGAGGACAGCCUCAAAUAAGUCGAGGACCGAGCACAUCGGCUUAUCGACCACCUACCAGACGUGGCCCAGAAUCAAAUAGCGGAUCUCCCAUAACAGGAGUUGGUGCCGGAGGCGUCGAUCGAGUACUACAAUCGGUCAAACGACCGCCUCUCGGUGAUGUGAGCAAUGUACAGCACAGUGUGACGGCAGUCACCACGGACGGGGUUGAUGCAAAGAGACAAAAGUUAGUGGAGUCCGAACAUUUCAAGGACCAGGAAGAGGUGAACAACGCCAAACCCACUGAUCAGCGAACAUGA
Molecule: messenger RNA, 1650 nt
Organism: Exophiala bonariae
Lineage: Eukaryota; Fungi; Ascomycota; Eurotiomycetes; Chaetothyriales; Herpotrichiellaceae
Exons: 2
Coding region: 1-1650 (549 amino acids)
Biological process (GO): DNA recombinase assembly; mitotic recombination; double-strand break repair via single-strand annealing
Cellular component (GO): nucleus
Source: RefSeq, a predicted model, not a curated record